AUGGGUGAUGUUGAAAAGGGCAAGAAGAUUUUUGUUUAGAUUGCCCAGUGCCACACUGUGGAAAAGGGAGGCAAGCAUAAGACUGGACCAAAUCUCCACGGUCUGUUUCGGAAGAUAGGUCAGGCUGCUGGAUUCUCUUACACGGAUGCCAACAAGAACAAAGGCAUCACCUGGGGAGAGGAUACCCUGAUGGAGUAUUUGGAGAAUCCCAAAAAGUACAUCCCUGGAACAAAACUGAUUUUCGCUGGAAUUAAGAAGGGAGAAAGGGCAGACCUAAUAGCUUACCUUAAAAAGGCUACUAAUGAGUAAUUCCACGGCCUUAUUUAUUACAAAACAAAUGUCUCAUGACUUUUAAUGUAUACCAUAAUUUAAUUCAUACACCAAAUUCAGAUCAUGAAUGGCUAAACAAUGUUUUUGUUGGACAGUCCUGAUUUAAGUAAAACUGACUUGUCGUAAAGCGGGUAUGAUCUUUUUUAAAGCAGCAAUUCCGGUUGUAUACAUGCCAUCCCCGCUCCUCCCUUUCUCAAGAUAAGAUUGGACUUAAUUAAUAAGGUUUUACUUU
Messenger RNA from Arvicanthis niloticus (Nile rat), 562 nucleotides. Lineage: Eukaryota; Metazoa; Chordata; Mammalia; Rodentia; Muridae. The record is from RefSeq and is a predicted model, not a curated record.